Molecule: messenger RNA, 3789 nt
Organism: Suillus clintonianus
Lineage: Eukaryota; Fungi; Basidiomycota; Agaricomycetes; Boletales; Suillaceae
Exons: 10
Coding region: 1-3789 (1262 amino acids)
Biological process (GO): intracellular calcium ion homeostasis; calcium ion transmembrane transport
Cellular component (GO): intracellular membrane-bounded organelle; membrane
Molecular function (GO): P-type calcium transporter activity; ATP binding; ATP hydrolysis activity
Source: RefSeq, a predicted model, not a curated record
AUGCCUUCUCCUACCCACACCCACGUAGACACCGCCUCAGUGCUUUCCAGGUCCCAACCCGCUAAAUCCGAUAUUUCGGUUGAAAACAUCGUUACAACCACCCCAACACCAAAUGGCAAUGGUCACACUGACCCCUCUGACAGCCAUAAAUCAGUUCAAACCAACGGCGACGUCUCUAAGAUCGAACUCGUCCAGGAUGAUUUGGCCGACCCCCGUCCAUUCAAAUACAGACCAGUCGAGUUGGCCAGUCUUCUCGACCCGAAGGAUCUCGACGCUCUCGAGGCGCUUGGGGGUAUCGACGGCCUUCUUGACGGCCUCGGAACUGACCCUGUCCGGGGUUUAACGGUAGACGGUUCUGCAAACAGUAGACCAGGUGCUGGGGUAGGCGCUUCCCAAAGACACGACCGGCAGCCUUUGUCCGUUGCUGCACCGCACGAUCACGUCGACGGUGAUAUCGCCGGCGACCCUUAUACGGCGUCAAUGCAAGAACGGCAGCGCGUGUUUGGAGAGAAUGUUCUUCCACAGCGAGCGAGUAAAAGUCUACUGGCUCUCAUGUGGCUUGCCCUGAAAGAUAAAGUUCUUGUUUUGUUGUCUAUUGCAGCGGUUGUUUCUCUCGCGCUUGGCUUGUUUCAAGAUUUUGGCACGCCACAGCCUGCAGGUGAACCUCCAGUCGAUUGGGUGGAAGGUGUUGCGAUUAUGAUCGCCGUCCUGAUUGUCGUCGUCGUUGGCUCGAUAAAUGACUGGCAAAAAGAACGGCAAUUCAAGGUCCUCAACGAGAAAAAGGAAGAACGUGGGGUCAAGGUCAUUCGCAACGGCGUCGAACGUCUCAUUGAUGUGAAAGAAGUCGUAGUCGGCGACGUAGCAUUAUUAGAACCCGGGGAAAUUGUCCCCUGCGACGGCAUCUUCUUAUCCGGGCACAAUGUCAAGUGUGACGAAUCAGCGGCAACUGGCGAGUCGGAUGCUAUUAAAAAGGCGUCCUAUGCAGAUUGUCUGGCGCUGAAGCAGGCACUGAACGGUGUGCGCGCUGAAGGCGGCGCCCUCGGAGGAGAGCAUGUAUCUGCGCACACUGACUGUUUUGUCGUCAGUGGUAGCAAGGUUUUGGAAGGCGUCGGUAGCUAUGUCGUCGUCGCAGUUGGCACGAAGAGCUUUAACGGCAGGAUCAUGAUGGCUCUCAGGACGGACGCGGAGAACACCCCGCUUCAAUUGAAGCUCAACGUCCUGGCGGAAUUAAUCGCGAAGAUUGGAAGCAUUGCCGGCAUCGUUCUCUUCUCCGCUCUGAUGAUCAGAUUCAUUGUGCAACUCGUUACAGGAGAGCCUGCCAGGACUCCUGAUCAGAAUGGCAUGGCCUUCGUUCAGAUUCUCAUUAUCUCGGUCACCUUGGUUGUAGUCGCCGUUCCAGAAGGACUGCCGUUGGCUGUGACGCUGGCUUUAGCCUUCGCCACUAAGAGGAUGACCAAAGAAAACCUUCUUGUGCGCGUCUUGGGCUCUUGCGAGACUAUGGCCAACUCCUCCGUUAUCUGCACUGACAAGACUGGUACCCUAACUCGCAAUGUCAUGUCCGUCGUCGCAGGCUCUAUCGGUAUCCACGCCAAAUUCGUUCGCAAACUCGAGGACAACCAGGCCCGCACGAACGCGAAUAGAAGGAGUACUGAUUCGAAUGUUCCAAGUGAUGACUUUAGCAUCGAUCAAUCUACGCUUAACACCGUUCUCAGCCGACCGCUUCUUGAUUUGUUCAAUGAGGCCAUUGCUGUGAACUCUACUGCUUUCGAAGACGAGGAGAAGGAGACUGGAGAGCGCGUGUUUGUGGGAAGCAAGACGGAGACAGCGCUUUUGAACUUUGCAAAAGAGCUCGGAUGGCGGGAUUACAAGGAGACGAGAGAUGCGGCGGAAAUUGUUCAGAUGAUACCAUUCUCUAGCGAUCGCAAAGCUAUGGGCGUCGUCGUCAAGCUCAAGCAGGGCUAUCGGUUCUACGUCAAGGGUGCUAGCGAGAUACUCACAAAGCUGUGCACCAGACAUGUCGUCGUGCACCAGCAAGGAGGCACCUCCACCGGUGUUCAGACGGCAGAGAUUGAUGGCUUCUCCGAGGAGAACAUCACGAGGACUAUCAUUUUCUACGCGAAUCAGACUCUGCGGACUAUCGGCUUGUGCUACAGGGACUUUCCGACUUGGCCACCACCUGGGAUUCAAGUCUCUGCUAUAGACGAAGUGCCAUACGACGUCAUCGCCAAAGACCUGACGUUGAUCGGAAUCGUUGGAAUCGAAGAUCCACUCAGGGAUGGUGUUCGAGAAGCGGUCUCUGAUUGCCACAAAGCUGGUGUCGCUGUGAAGAUGUGCACGGGUGACAAUGUGCUGACGGCGCGUUCGAUCGCCACGCAGUGUGGUAUAUACACGGCUGGUGGUAUCAUCAUGGAAGGACCCGUUUUCCGUCUGCUUGACGAAUCGCAGAUGCUCGAGAUCGUUCCACGGCUUCAGGUUCUCGCCCGUUCAUCGCCUGAAGACAAGAAGAUCCUGGUCGAGAAGCUUCGUGCGCUUGGGGAGAUCGUUGCCGUUACUGGAGAUGGGACGAAUGACGGACCCGCUCUCAAGACGGCGCACGUUGGAUUUUCCAUGGGCAUAGCAGGGACUGAAGUUGCCAAAGAGGCGUCCGACAUCAUUCUGAUGGACGACAACUUUUCUUCCAUCGUCAAGGCGAUCAUGUGGGGCCGUUGCGUUAAUGACGCAGUCAGGAAAUUCCUUCAGUUCCAGAUCUCCACCAACGUGACUGCCGUGGUGAUCACUUUCGUAACCGCUGUCGCUUCUAAUUCUGAAACGUCGGCUCUGUCGGCUGUUCAGCUGCUGUGGAUCAACAUUAUCAUGGACACGUUCGCUGCACUCGCGCUCGCUACGGAUCCUGCGUCGCCGGCGCUACUGGACCGAAAGCCUGAUAAGCAGACGGCGCCGCUUUUCACGGUGGAUAUGUACAAGCAGAUUUUAUUGCAGUCUGUCUAUCAGAUCACCGUCAUCCUGCUUUUCCACUUCCUUGGCGUCCAGAUACUGGGCCUUGCGAACACGUCCGGGAAUGCCACCAUUGUGCAGACGCUUGUCUUCAAUGCGUUCGUUUUUGCUCAGAUAUUCAACUCGGUGAACUCGCGCAGGCUGGAUAGGAAGCUGAACAUCUUUGAAGGCAUGCUCAACAAUUGGUACUUCAUGGUCAUCACCCUUAUCGAAAUUACUGUACAAGUCGUCAUCGUGUUCAUCGGUGGGACCGCAUUCCAGGUGACGCGUAUUGGAGGUCGUGAAUGGGGUAUCUCGCUCGCUCUUGGCAUCGUAUCCAUCCCACUUGGCGCGCUCAUCCGCUUGCUACCCAACGGACCAUUUGAACGGCUCUUCAUUAUAAUGCGCUUACUGCCAAAGCCCGAAGGCGGUCUUCCCAAAGUUCGCCCAGACGUUGAAUGGAACUCUGCGAUCGAGCUUGUACGUGAUAACCUCGCCACGUUCGCUAACCUACGGGGCGGGCGACUUCGCUCGUCUUCGUUUGUUGUGAAGAGCCGUCAGGCUAGAUUACAUGAUGAUAAACGGGUUCCGCUCCCUUCGUUGAUGACCAUGGUUCCGACGCUUAUUGCAUCUUCUAUUGGAGCUGGCUGGGCACCUCAGUCGCGCGGCACUCUAUCGGACCCUGCUCGUUACGAUCCCUCAAAGUCUUCUGCUGCUCUCUGGGAAGGCAGGCUUCAGAUUCACCCCGAUACCAAGCCAGAUGAUGCGGUCUAUCGCACAAAAUGGGGUAAAGGGAACCGUCCGUCCGCGGUAUAG